GAUCACCUCACCCGCACACCAUCCCUUUGGCCCUGUUUGGCUGCCCCUACAACAGGGUUAGGGCCACAUCAAACCUUGUCCAAAAACUGCCCAGUCUCACGCAGUCCGUUGAUCCCAAGCAAGCAGUCCCGCACGCCACCACCGACACCCACUCCGACGACCGCGAUGGCCCCCACCAAAAAGUCCAAGGCUGCAAAGUCCACCGAGAGCAUCUCCUCCCGUCUCGCCCUCGUCGUCAAAUCCGGCAAGUACUCCCUCGGAUACAAGUCCGCCCUCAAGCAGAUGCGCAGCGGCAAGGCCAAGCUGGUCCUCAUUGCCGGCAACUGCCCCCCGCUCCGCAAGUCCGAGCUGGAGUACUACGCCAUGCUUUCCAAGACGUCCGUGCAUCACUUUGCGGGCACGAACGUCGCACUCGGCACUGCUGCCGGAAAGCUCUUCCGUGUUGGUGUGAUGACCGUCUCCGACCCCGGAGACAGCGAUCUUCUCACCGUCGCCGAGGGUCAUGCCGCAUAAAAGCACUCUGCGUGCUUUCUAUGACCGAGGGGUACGCGAGUUGUCUAGUUUAUGCUACGCUUGUAUGAUGUCCAUCCUGCUAUCGAUUCACCUCGUUAAGCACAGGCUGUGCUCUUUCCGCACUUCUCCUAUCUGCACAACUUUCAUCGCAUGCUCGUAUGCAAGGGACGACUAACUGCAACUCAUUCUUGCAUCUUGUAUCUAGCGCCCAAUCUGCGCGCGCUACGUGUUUCCGCAGCAUCUUGAUCCCAGUGCUCAGCACCAACCCGAAGGGCUUCCGCUACCAUGCCCGUGCU
Molecule: messenger RNA, 809 nt
Organism: Laetiporus sulphureus 93-53
Lineage: Eukaryota; Fungi; Basidiomycota; Agaricomycetes; Polyporales; Laetiporaceae
Product: 60S ribosomal protein L30
Exons: 3
Coding region: 166-513 (115 amino acids)
Cellular component (GO): cytosolic large ribosomal subunit
Molecular function (GO): RNA binding; structural constituent of ribosome
Source: RefSeq, a predicted model, not a curated record